AUGUUAUGCUGUGCCGUGGCGCUGUCACGAGAAACUGUAGUGUCAUUCGGCUUCAGACAAUUGUAUUCGAAACGUUUUGGUGAUCCAACAUAAUGAUGGAUCUGUUAACAGAAACUGGAAAAGGACGUUUACCCGAUUACGAGGUGCAGGGAGCGAAAAAAGUGAGCUUUAGUCCAUAUUCCGACAACGGAGGGAGUGUGGUAGCUCUUGCUGGGGAAGACUUUUGUGUCAUAGCUGCAGACACACGUCUGAGCACUGGAUUCUCGAUCUAUACUCGAGAACAGGAUAAAUUAUUCCCCUUGUCAAACACCACCAUCUUAGGAUGCUCCGGCUGCUGGUGUGACACCUUGACUCUAACUCGUCUCCUAUCUGCUCGCAUACAGAUGUAUAAACAUGAACAUCAAAAGGAAAUGUCAACUCCAGCAGCUGCCCAAAUGCUGUCAAUAAUGCUGUAUCACAAACGAUUUUUUCCUUAUUAUGUCAGCAACAUACUUGCUGGAUUAGAUGAGAAUGGAAAAGGUUGUAUAUAUAGUUAUGAUCCAAUUGGACAUUGUGAGAAAACUACAUACAGAGCUGGUGGUUCAGCUGGCGCACUUUUGCAACCACUCCUUGAUAAUCAGAUUGGCUAUAAAAACCAAGAAGAUGUUACUCCAGUACCAUUGACUCAAGAAAAAGCUAUAGCAAUCUUAAAAGAUGUUUUUACUUCUGCAGCCGAAAGAGAUAUAUACACAGGUGAUGGAAUAACUAUCAAAAUUAUUACCAAGGAUGGAAUAAAAGAUUCCAGUUUUGCUCUGAGAAAGGAUUAAUGAGAAAAAAAAAGCAUUUAUACUAUAUCUGCGCAAAUAAAGUUACUUGAGUAUUUAAACACGUUA
This is a messenger RNA of Monomorium pharaonis (pharaoh ant), 872 nucleotides long. It is a transcript of the gene Prosbeta6, whose product is annotated as proteasome subunit beta type-1. Gene Ontology annotation, cellular component: proteasome core complex. The record is from RefSeq and is a predicted model, not a curated record. Bases 93 to 806 code for a protein of 237 amino acids. The transcript has 4 exons. Lineage: Eukaryota; Metazoa; Arthropoda; Insecta; Hymenoptera; Formicidae.